AUGGCCAGCAAGCGCUCUUACUUCCAGAGCAUCCAAGCGGCAUUGCGCCGGAGGUUGCUCCGACACAUCCUACAACUACCCGAGGAACUGAUACUGUUGGUCCUGCGCCAUUAUGUCCGCUCACUCCCGCCAAUCAAUCUGGAUUUCCACCGCGACAUCGCAAAGACCGCCAGGUCCAUCAUCCCCCCGGACUUUCCAGCGACUGACAAGCUUGUCCGGCUGUGCACACAUGCUCUCCUUCAAGACGCACUGCUACAUUUCCGAUUUCAGAUUCAAGGAUCUCUCCCAAGCAGGUUUGUAGUUAUGCCACCCUUCGUCACGAAGUGGUUCAACGAUCAAAUCCGGCACUAUCAUCAGAUCUGUCACUUCGAGCUGUGCGUCGACUCUCGCCUGACCUUCAAAGGACUCCGCAUGGCGUCGUUCCCUUACUCCACAGCGCAGUAUCCCAUCGGAUUGUACACCGCCAAGGACGCCAUGGACUCACUCAUCUCUCAGAUGACAAGAUUGCAAUCAUUGCGCAUCUUGAUCUCGGGGCGGUUCGACAAGAGCCUACACUCAGAGGACAGAUUUGGACGGCGGGUACAGCGCGUACAGCAGGUACAGCAGAGUACCAUCAGUUGGUGGCCAACACAGUCCGUCUAUAGCCGCCAGGGGAUGAGUACCGUCGCAGCUGCCAUUGCAGACUUGUUGACAGAAGCCAAGCGCCCCAACCUGCAGGUCUUCCUCCAGAUCGAAUGUCGACAUCUGGGAGAACGCAUGAUCUUGACACCCUCCAUCGAGCUUGGAGACAGACCUGUCUCAAUCGCAGUUGAAGAGUGCUUCUCAGGAGAACUCCAAUUCGUCAGCCAUUCGUUGGAACGCUGCGCGAAAGGGCUAUGUCAUUGCUUCUGA
Molecule: messenger RNA, 891 nt
Organism: Lecanosticta acicola
Lineage: Eukaryota; Fungi; Ascomycota; Dothideomycetes; Mycosphaerellales; Mycosphaerellaceae
Source: the annotation of a GenBank genome assembly